This is a messenger RNA of Closterium sp. NIES-65, 1725 nucleotides long. NCBI's taxonomy places the organism in Eukaryota, Viridiplantae, Streptophyta, Zygnematophyceae, Desmidiales, Closteriaceae. The record is from the annotation of a GenBank genome assembly.
AUGGCUUUGGCUGCUCGAUCACCCUCUGACGGCCUGCUAGCCGGCAAAUCUGCCGGCCGGCGCGCUCUGCCGGUGCUCCGUCAGGCCCCCGUUUCGCUCCUCUGCGCCGUCGACUCCGCCGCGUCCAAGCGAGCGGGCUUCCACGAAGCUUCUAACUCCGCGGUUUUCAAGGCCAAAACGAGCCUAUCAGCGGCGGACUUGCUCAUGCUUCUCAGCCCCACGGUAGCAAGCUCCGCGAAUAUCGGUGCGAUCAACGGCGGACCGUACGCGUGCCGCGAGUGCUCCAACAAGUUCCCGUCGCUACACUCUCUUGACUUCCACUACCAGACUUACCACAGUAAGGACAAGAAAAGCCGCCUGCCGGUUGGCCACCCGGUGGGCGGCAGCAACGACAGCGAGGAACCUGCCGGAAGCGGCUCCGCCGCGCCGAGCAAAAGCGGCACGCCGCCGCCCCCGCGGGUUGCGAGCCGUCGGGCGCACGUCGCGGCGUCGCAAGAAACUCUGGAGGAAUCUGGAAGCGCCGCCAGCGCUGCGGCGGCGUCGCAGAGCCAGGGACGAUCGCCAUCGUUGUCGCCGUCGCCGUCCGCGACGACGAUUCCGUUGUCUGGCGCCGGCGAAGAUGUCGCCGCCGCAGGUGCGAUGGCUGCGGCGACGGGUGCUGCGAAGACAUUGUCGCAGCAGCGGCGUGGCGCGAAACGAAACCGCGCCGACAGCCAGCCUGGCGGGGCGAACCCGUCGGCACCUGCCUCGAAACGGGGCGGCAGGCGCUGCGGCGGUGCUGCUUCUGAGAAGUUUCCUGGGCGCGUGACGGAGCUCGGCGGCUGCGCCGCAGGGGCUCAGAUCGCGACAAUGGAUGCCGGCCGAGCAGAGUCAAUUAAAGUGGAGUCGCAGCGACUCGGACGCCCCAGAAUCGCGGGGAAGAAGUGGCAACCGCCGAGUGUUCUUGUAACGAGCGGUGCUGAUAAGUCUGUGGGUGACGUCGGUCGCGACGGAGGCGCGCUCACUCCGUCGGACACGUCAGCUUUGCAGCCACGUCGGAUCGGCGCGCUCGCAGGGUCCUGCCUGACCCUGACGGAUCGAAUGAACUCGCUGACGUCAUCACUGACGGACCUGACGGCCGCCGGAAGCAAUCCCGUCAGCCCCACGACCCCUACCACCGUGCCGUUGUUCGGGGGAGCUUCUGGCGGCGCCGCGAAUGGCGGCGGAGUUGGCGCCGUGCAUGGCGGCGGUUUCAAUGGGAAGGCUGCAGCGCAGGCGUCUCAGCUCCAGCAGCUGAUGGCUCUGGUGGUAACCAAUGCUACUUCUGGCGCGCCUGGUGCCGAUUCCCCGUCGUUUCCUGCUCUGGCUCGUGCUGACGGGAGGCAGGGACCUGGUGACGUGGCAGGAAGCCAGCUCAGCAUGCUGGUGGCUGUGCUGGCAUCAAGGCUUGGCGCCCAUCCUAGCAGCGCGCAAGAAGCUGCUGGAGGAGGGGAAGGCAGAAGCGGGAGUGGCGGUGCCGUCUGUACUUUCUCUGCUCAUUCCCCCUCCUUCCGCCCCCUCGUCUCCCCCCUUUCCCUUCCCUCCCACCAGGCGCCCAUCCUAGCAGCGCGCAAGAAGCUGCUGGAGGAGGGGAAGGCGGCGGCAGGAGAGCGAGCUUCAUUCACUCCAGUCCUUUUUUCCGCCUUCCUCCCCCCUUCCCCUUCCGCCCCCUUCCCCCCUGAACCCUCCCCCAGGCGCCCAUCCUAG